AUGUCCAAAAAUGACGCCCCUCUUCCCUUCACCUCUGCCCGCCCCCUCCCCACCCGCCAGCAGACCACGGGCACUCUCAAACGGGGCAAGACCCUCACCCGCCCCGAACGCCACAUCGCCCCCGCCCCCCUCAUCGCGCCCCCCGAAGCCUACGCAACCACCGCCCCCGCCUCUUCCACCACCCUCGACUGGUGGCGCCUCUGGUCCUACGCGACCACCUUUUGGGCCCCGCCCGUCGUGCUGGGCUGGUUUGGCAUAAAGGAGCAGCAGAGCAGACAGGCAUGGCGGGAGAAGGUGACGCUGUGCUGGAUAGCGGUGGUGAUGGGGGGAAUAGUAGGCUUCGUGACGAUGGGGCUGCAGAGAGCGCUUUGCCCGGAGGAUCAGCAGAACAAUAGCUCGUUUCUACGGCUAGGAGAGACCGACUUGACCGUCAGUAUAUCUGGCUGGGCGUUCAACAUCUCUUCCUCCCUCACCCAAGACGACGUCGACUUUUACUCCCUCUCUACCCAGAUGCCAGGGCAAGACGUCACAAACCUUUUCAUUCGAAACCUCACCGACUUUCCCUCCUGUACCUCCGACCUUCGCUACUCCACCACCCCCCUCUGUGCAUCCUCACCUGUCACCGGCAUCACCGAGAACGGUACUCUCCAAGCCUGCCCCCUCGCCAAGCUCUCAGACACCGUCCUCUCCGACCUCAACGUCCAGAAUACCUCUCUACAAGAAGGCUACAGCUGGGACCAGGUCUCGGCGCUGGACGACUACAUGGUGCUCGACGGCUUCGUGCUAAACAUGUCCCCUUAUCUCGAGGCCAACCCCACGGCGAUCGAGGGCGACGUCGUCGACGCCAUCAUCCGCCAAAUGACGUCCAACCAAAGCACCUCCGGCAAAGACACCACCCGCCUCUUCUACAACACCCCCACCGCCCGCGAAGCCAUCUCUUGCCUGCAAGAACGCUACUCUGCGGGAAAGAUUGACAAAAUCACCCCCGGCUGCUUUGUCGCGAGCCUGUUCCUGUACGUCUCGCUGGGGGUGAUCCUGUCGGUGGUGUUUGUGAGGUUUGCGAUGGCGUGCGUGUUCAACUGGUUCUUGUCCGCAAGACUGGUAUUGCCGCCGAAGAAUCUCUCGCGAACGGCCAUCAGCCCGGCAGUCAUGCCCGAAGGCGCCAACGUCUCUGUCAACAACCGCUCGGGUACCGCGCCGUGGGCUGGCGGCGCCGCCGUCCCCACCAAAAACAAACUCAACAAACUCGGCAAACCUUCCCCCUCCCGCGGCCCUUCCCCUUCCCCUUCCCCCACCACCACCCGCCAAAACACAAACAACCCCCUCAUCUCCCUCUCCCGCGUCGGCGCCGAACUCUUCGCCGUCUGCCUCAUCACCUGCUACUCUGAGGGCGAAGACUCCAUCCGCGGCACCAUGGAGUCUAUCGCCGCUACCAACUACAGCGACGCGCGCAAGCUCAUCUAUGUCGUCUGCGACGGCAUGAUCACGGGCGCGGGGGAGAAGAGGAGUACGCCGGAUAUCUGUGUGGGGAUGUUGGAUGCGGAUCCGAGGUUUGGGAACCCGCAGCCGAUGGGGUAUAUUGCGGUGGGGAGUGGGGCGAAGAGGGAGAAUCGGGCGAUGGUGUAUGCGGGGCAUUAUGUCACGCGAAACGGCCAUCGAACCCCCACCCUCAUCAUCGUCAAAUGCGGCAUGCCCUCCGAAGCUCACGAAAAAAAACCCGGGAACAGAGGAAAGCGAGACUCGCAGCUCGUCCUCAUGAACUUUUUCUCCCGGGUCACCUACAAUGACAGGAUGACGCCGUUGGAUUUCGACAUGUUUAGAAAGGUGCAGACGAUGAUGGGCGUGACGCCGGAUUACUUUGAGGUCGUCUUGAUGGUCGACGCCGAUACGCGCGUCUAUCCCGAUUCGCUCAAACACCUCGUCAACUGCAUGCACCACGACAACAUGAUCAUGGGCGUCUGCGGCGAGACGCGUAUCGCCAACAAACGCCAAUCCUGGGUCACCGCCAUCCAAGUAUUCGAAUACUUUAUCUCCCACCACCUCGUCAAGGCUUUCGAAUCCGUCUUUGGAGGUGUGACGUGUCUUCCCGGGUGCUUUUCGAUGUACCGGAUCAAGGCGAGGAGGGAGGAGGAUAAUGAUUGGGUGCCGAUCUUGGUCAAGCCCGAGAUUGUGAAUGAGUAUUCGCAAUGCGAGGUCGAAACCCUGCACGAAAAGAACCUCCUGCUCCUGGGCGAAGACCGUUUCCUCUCCACCAUCAUGCUCCGCACCUUCCCCCGGCGCAAAAACAUGUUUCUCCCCCAGGCCCGCUGCCGCACCGUCGCCCCCGAUACCUUCUCCGUCCUCCUCUCCCAGCGUCGACGGUGGAUCAACUCGACGGUGCACAACUUGAUGGAGCUCGUCCGCGUGAGGAACCUGUGCGGGACGUUUUGCUUUUCGAUGCAGUUUGUCAUCUUUAUGGACCUCGUCGGCACGGUCGUCUUGCCCGUCGCCAUCUGCCUUACGAUAGCGCUCAUCGUCAGCUCGAUCAUCACCCCGCCCACGAGCUUUGAAGAGGCGAUCCCGUUGUUGCUGUUGGCGGUCGUAUUGGGUCUGCCGGCGAUUUUGAUAUUGAUCACGACGCGAAAGGUGAUUUAUGUGGCUUGGAUGUUGGUGUAUCUGCUGGCGCUGCCUAUAUGGAAUUUCGUCUUGCCCGUCUAUUCGUUCUGGCAUUUCGACGACUUUUCUUGGGGUGAAACUCGAAAAGUCGAAGGCGAAACGGUCGGCAAAGGCCACGACGACAGCACCGCCGUAUUCAUGGGCACCACCAUCCCCCUCCGUCGCUGGGAAGACUGGGAGAAAUCGCGGCUCCGAAAAAUCCGCCGAGAAGAGAAACGGAGGAGGGAUAUGGAACGGCAAUUCGGCGCAGGCUUCCACGGCGGUCCGAAAUCGCCCAACGGCAACGCGCCCAACGGCGGCGGCGGCGGAGGCGGAGGGGGAGGGCUUGGGGCGAAUCUGGGUGUGGGAGGGCCAAAGGCGUGGACGAGGAGCGAGUAUGAUAGCGAUAGUGGGAGUGUGUUUAGUAGCGAGGAAGAUAUGUGGGGAGGGGAAGUUGGUGGGUAUAACGAAAACAACCCGUCUUUCCCCCCACCGCCUAUCGCGCUUCCUCCCAAUAGCCCAGCUGCCGGUCCCGGCGAGACGAUCGGCAUGGACGAAAUGGCCGCCAUGCUCGACUCUGGCUUUGACGAUACCGCCGCCCCUCCCCCCCGCACCCUCCGCCCGCUCAAGAACCCCACUUCCCCUCUCCACCGCCACCAACACGACUUCAACACUCCUCCCGCUGCUCAAAUGCGAUUCAACCUCUCCGACACGCAGCCUGGGUCGUAUGUCUCGAUAGACAGGCAAGGCGAGGAAGGGGAGGGGCAGAUGCCGGUCAGUGGGGGGAGUGUGAGUUCGAGUGUGGAGAGUCGGCCGCAGGGAGGAGGGCAUGCGAAGAAGAGGAGCGGGGGGGCUGGGAAGGGGUAUGGGCCGUUGGGACCGUUGGACGAGAGGAGCUACCCCGGAGGUAGGGGGAGAUAG
Molecule: messenger RNA, 3555 nt
Organism: Cryptococcus wingfieldii CBS 7118
Lineage: Eukaryota; Fungi; Basidiomycota; Tremellomycetes; Tremellales; Cryptococcaceae
Product: chitin synthase 1
Exons: 6
Coding region: 1-3555 (1184 amino acids)
Cellular component (GO): cell periphery; cell septum
Molecular function (GO): chitin synthase activity
Source: RefSeq, a predicted model, not a curated record